This is a messenger RNA of Leptopilina heterotoma, 805 nucleotides long. Its product is annotated as DNA-dependent metalloprotease dvc-1-like. The transcript is spliced from 3 exons. Gene Ontology annotation, biological process: DNA damage response. The coding region runs from base 224 to 805 and encodes 193 amino acids. Lineage: Eukaryota; Metazoa; Arthropoda; Insecta; Hymenoptera; Figitidae. The record is from RefSeq and is a predicted model, not a curated record. Gene Ontology annotation, cellular component: nucleus. Gene Ontology annotation, molecular function: metalloendopeptidase activity; single-stranded DNA binding; polyubiquitin modification-dependent protein binding.
UAGAAAUCGCAACGUAAAAUUCUCCAUGAGAAAAGAAUUCAGACUCACUCAGAGCAAUGCCAACUGUAGACAUGGUUUGUCCUUGACUCUUGUUGAUUGUCAUAGCAAAGCAGAGACUGAUUGGAAAUUGUAAUCUUCUGAAUUCGAAUGAAUAAUUAGUUGGAAUGAGAGGAAUACCCGGAAUGAACACAAUCUCUCCUGCUGCACAACAAGUGUUUUCAAAAUGAGUGGCAGAUCAACCCGAUCCCAACAAUUACCAUUAGAGGAGGAAUUAGUCUUUUCCGAGCGUUCGCGCACGACUAAUGGACGGCCUGACCUAAUAGGUCUGUACGGCCAGUUGGAUCAAGAAUAUUUUAAUGGAAAACUAUCAGCUGCAGGAUAUACAAUAGCAUUGGGACGGAAAAUGAAAGAGACCUCUGGGUACACCGACUUGCCCCUACGCAUAGUUCGGAUAAGUUGGGAGAUCCAUAGGCUUCUUCCACAGGAAGAACUGAUUGGAACAAUACUUCAUGAGAUGAUUCAUGUUAAGCUGUUCCAUCACAGGAACGACGUUGAUAGUUUCCGUCACACCGGCGAAUUUCAGAAGGAGAUAAAACGCAUUAACGAAAUUGGACCCUACCGGGUGGUCGCUUAUCACAACCUUCCGCGGAAAGUAAUCAACCAAUUGCGUCCGUACGUGUGGAGAUGUAAGAGCUGUAAAUACAUUCUACGGCUGACUGACUCUCGGAAGCCUGGAUUAAAGAGUGGCCAUUGCAUAAAAGGGCAAAAGCGUUGCGCGAAACCUUCGUGGAUUAAAGUUAAAUAG